This is a messenger RNA of Nematolebias whitei (Rio pearlfish), 1819 nucleotides long. It is a transcript of the gene bin2b, whose product is annotated as bridging integrator 2b. Bases 147 to 1781 code for a protein of 544 amino acids. Gene Ontology annotation, cellular component: podosome; phagocytic cup; cytoplasm. Gene Ontology annotation, molecular function: phospholipid binding; protein binding. Gene Ontology annotation, biological process: plasma membrane tubulation; phagocytosis, engulfment; podosome assembly. The record is from RefSeq and is a predicted model, not a curated record. The transcript has 12 exons. Lineage: Eukaryota; Metazoa; Chordata; Actinopteri; Cyprinodontiformes; Rivulidae.
UAAACGAGUCUGAACACUGGACAGGAUGCUGGUGACAGUUGCAUGACGUCCCGCCCCACGUCUUCAGUUUGCUCCACCUUCAACCCAGUCCUCAGCAGACGGAAGGAGGACAGUCAGAGCAGAGCCGAGACACGACACAAGACGAGAUGGCAGAAAACAAAAUGGGCCCGAACCUCCAGGCUGGAGCAGGAUUUCUCGCGAAACGGGUCCAGAAGUCUCUGAGUAGAGCUCAAGAGAAGGUCCUCCAGAAACUUGGGAAAGCCAUCGAGACCAAGGACGAACAGUUCGAGCUUUGUUUCCAGAACCUCAACAAGCAGCAGACUGAUGGAAACAGGUUGCUCAAAGAUGUCAGAGCCUACUAUGCUGCAGUGAAAGCUGUGCACGAGACAUCCAGGCGCCUGUCCCAGACCCUGAAAGACGUCUAUGAAGUGGACUGGAAUGGAGUGGAGGACCUCGCAGUGAUUACAGAGAGUGAGAACUUGCUGCUAAAUGACUACGAAGAGAAACUGAAUGACCAGGUCGUACGCACCAUGGAGAACUACACAAGCCAGUUUCCUGAGGUCAAGGAACGAGUUUCAAAGCGUGGCCGCAAACUGGUGGACUACGAUUCAGCUCGUCAUCACCUGGAAGCUCUGCAGAGCACCAAGAAGAAGGAUGAAGUCAAGAUCUCCAAGGCAGAGGAGGAGUUCAACAAAGCCCAGGCUGUCUUUGAAGAGAUCAACAACGAGCUGAGAGAGGAGCUGCCUGCUCUCCAUCAAAGUCGGAUCGGUUGCUAUGUGACGGUGUUCGAGAACAUUUCCAACCUGAGGGAUGUCUUUUAUAAAGAAAUGAGUAAGCUGAAUCAUGAACUUUACAAUGUGAUGAAAAAACUGGAGACUCAGCACUCGGGCAAAGCUUUCAUUGUGAAGGGUUUGAAUAGCAGCACAUUAUGCAAGCCAAAAAAGAGGAGGUCCCUGGUUAUUUCUAACCCCGUCCCCUGCAACACAGCUUUCCCAGCUGAUCAUGUCUCUAUCCAUUCCUCCACCCAAAACAACAAAGAUGCUGCUCCUCCCUCUCCCCCUGCCCAACGGACUCGGAGCAUCGCUGAAGAAAACUGCACAUCAGAAGAGAUGUGUGGUCCAUCUGAAUGCGUCGGCUCCUCAGACUCUGAUCUGAGCCUGAACGGCAGCAACACACCCCAGAGGCAGUCGGUGUGCAGUGACCAUGAGGACGGUGACCGGAGCACCCAAAGUCUGUUUCCAGAGGAGGCCGACGCAGAGCUAGCAGCAAACCAAUCUGAUGACUCUGGAGUGGGAGCAACAAAAUCUGAUGCAGCGAGCCAAGAACUGACCAGUCUCCCUGAUUCUGCCAUGCAGGGUCUUGAUGAGGGCACUGUGGAUGAUCCACCAUCCAUGGAGGUCAAGACCAAACCUGCUCCAGUCCCUGCCCCUCGGCUCUCCUUCCGCUUCACAGAUGAACUACCCCUGUUACCUGCUGAGGAGAUGGAGACGAACUCUGUCAACCUGGAGACAUGGGAGUCUAGAGAUGGUGUCAGUUCCCAUAAUCCACCUGGCUUUCUUUACAAGGGCGUGGCACUAGAGAGGCAUGAAUCAUCUGAAGACGGUCAGCAGCUGCAGUUUGAACAGGGGGACAUCAUUCUGGUGCUCGCUUACACAGAAAAGCUGGAAGGCUUCAUGAGGGGGAUCAGAGAGGAGACCUGGAUGCAGCAUCAGGACGUUGCAAACCACUCAGGGAUUUUCUCAGAAAAUCUUAUCCAGCCCGUUCUGGCAAGAGUGAAGUAGAAGAUAGUAGUUCCUCAGUCUGCAAUACGUUCUUCCAU